CCUUCCCGUCCCGUCCCGUCCCGUUCAGUCCCGUCGCACCAUGAGCAGCUCCCAGUUCAACAAGGGCCCGUCCUACGGCCUCUCCGCCGAGGUCAAGAACCGGCUCGCCCAGAAGUACGACCCGCAGAAGGAGGCCGAGCUGAGGACAUGGAUCGAGAGCGUCACUGGGCAGCGCAUUGGGCCCGACUUCCAGAAGGGGCUGAAGGACGGCGUCAUCCUCUGCGAGCUCAUGAACAAACUGCAGCCCAACUCAGUGAGGAAGAUCAACCGCUCAGCCCAGAACUGGCACCAGCUCGAGAACCUCUCCAACUUCAUCAAGGCCAUGACCAGCUAUGGCAUGAACCCCGUCGACCUCUUUGAAGCCAAUGACCUCUUUGAGAGCGGGAACCUGACGCAGGUGCAGGUGUCGCUGCUGGCACUGGCGGGCAUGGCUAAGACCAAGGGCAUCCAGAGUGGCGUGGACAUCGGCGUGAAGUACUCAGAGAAGCAGCAGAGGAACUUUGACGAGGCCAAGAUGAAGGCCGGGCAGUGCGUGAUUGGGCUGCAGAUGGGCACCAACAAAUGCGCCAGCCAGUCGGGCAUGACGGCCUAUGGCACCAGGAGGCACCUCUAUGACCCAAAGAACCAGAUCCUGCCACCCAUGGACCAUUCCACCAUCAGCCUCCAGAUGGGCACCAAUAAGUGUGCCAGCCAGGUGGGCAUGACGGCUCCGGGCACCAGGAGACACAUUUACGACUCCAAGAUGGGCCUGGAGAAGUGUGACAACUCCUCCAUGUCCCUGCAGAUGGGCUCCAAUCAGGGGGCCAACCAGAGCGGCCAGGUCUUUGGCUUGGGCCGCCAGAUCUAUGACCCCAAGUAUUGCCCCCAGGGCAACCAGGACGACGUGGCCAACGCUGCCUGUGAGCAGGGCAUGGACCCGCCGGGGUACCAGUACUACUGCGAGGAGGAGAGCUACUGAGUGGGCUGCUGUGGUGCCCGGCCCAGCCCCUGCCAGCUUGUGUACAGCCCCCACUGCCAGCAGCAUUCCUGUAUCUCGCCUUUCAUCAUUCCCUCUUUUUAUAACACUUUUUUUUAAAGGAAUCUACUUUUCUGAGCAAAAAGAUGAAGACGCUGUUUCUAGAGACGAGGGUGGUGCCUCUGCAGAGCCCCUGGGCUCAGCGGCCCCCUGUUUGCCCCAAGCUGCAGCUGGAAGGAGGCAGCUGCCCCAGGGCCAUAGACUGGACGGUGUCUUUCCUUGAGCAGCCAAGAGGACAUGGUUCAAAGUGGAAGUGUUGGCUGAGCAGUGCCCACAGCCCUGCGAGGGUGGCAGUGCCAUAGUCCUGGGCAUGGGGGGUGGCAAUGGGCUGUGUGGCUGAGGGUCAAGUACAAAGUGCUGCCCCCACCUUGUGUGCUGCAGGGCUCAUCCGGGGCUGCGGCCGGGGGACGUCCCGCACAGGGCAGGGGUCCCACUGGCCAGGAGAAGCCGGGUGGUGGGAGCUCUGGCAGUGACUUCAGGUCUCCUCCUCCUCGCAGGGCUCGGGCUCUGCUCCCUGCAUGGCUGCGGUGUCUUCAACACCGUCAGGGCAGCUGCUCUCCUGUCGUUCUCUGGAAAGAAAGCAAAGCUGGAAACAUGUUUUUUUAGGGACCAAGUUGCUGAUGCUUCAUUCCCCUCAGAGAGCAAGUACCAGCUCAGCCUCCUCCCGCCUGGGGCUGGGGACCCCCCCCUGCAGCAUGGGGUCUGGGACCUGCUCGUGGAGCUGGACUCUGGCUCCACAGCCACCGGGUUCGACAUCAAGCUGUGGUCAUUGGGGGGUCUGUGCAGCGGCCCCCGCCGCAGGGGAGCCUGAUGGUGGCCAUGCAUGGCCACAGGCACUGCGGCUACCUUGCCUGGGCAGUGGUUGGACGA
Molecule: messenger RNA, 1885 nt
Organism: Nothoprocta perdicaria
Lineage: Eukaryota; Metazoa; Chordata; Aves; Tinamiformes; Tinamidae
Gene: CNN2
Product: calponin 2
Exons: 7
Coding region: 41-958 (305 amino acids)
Biological process (GO): actomyosin structure organization
Molecular function (GO): actin binding
Source: RefSeq, a predicted model, not a curated record